This is a messenger RNA of Olea europaea var. sylvestris, 1405 nucleotides long. RefSeq lists its product as uncharacterized. The transcript has 2 exons. The record is from RefSeq and is a predicted model, not a curated record. Lineage: Eukaryota; Viridiplantae; Streptophyta; Magnoliopsida; Lamiales; Oleaceae. Bases 524 to 1405 code for a protein of 293 amino acids.
AACCACGAUACGCGGUCCAAAUCACCUCCAAUAAAAGCCGUCCCUCCUAUGUAGUUUUUUUCAAACAUGCCCUUUCACUCUUCUCGAAUAUCUUUUCUUGAUCUUUAAAUCCCUUUUUCUCUUAUUUGAAUCCAAAAACUGGGUUUUGCUUGUUAAAGUUUGAGUCUUUUUUAACUUUUUGUUGAUCUUGUAGUGCAAGUUUCUGCCGAAAGAUUUCUUGAUUCCUAGCAAUUCUCGUACCUUGUUGGAAGUGGUUUUUUGCCUUGUUUAUCACAGUAUGUGUCUAGGGUUCUUAGUUUCAGAAAGGAAAAUAGAAAAAACCUUGAAAGUUUUGUUCUUUCUUAACUGCAAUUGGGUCUUUAUUAUCUUCUGUUUCUGUUUGAAUUUCUGUUCCCAGUUCCAAGAUUUUCUCGAAAACUUUCUUUAAAGCUAAGAAAUGCCAGCCAGUCGAGAAGGUUGAGCAGCAUCAUUCCCAGGCUUUGGAUUUUCAAGUUUGAACAGACGGCACGAUCAGGUUGACUCCAUGGAUACUUCUCGCCAAGUAAUUGAAUUGGAAUCAUUUCAAAAACAAGUGGCUGAAAGGUUUAACGAUCUGGCUGCCGUAGAUUCCGAUGAAUUGCUCUCAGUUGCGUGGAUUCGCAAGCUUUUGGAUGCAUACCUCUGCUGCCAAGAAGAAUUUAGACUAAUUGUGUUCAAGAACAAGGAUUUCUUGAAUAGAAACCCAAUGGCUAGAUACAUUUCAGAGUUUUUUGAAAGGAGUGUUAAGGCUUUAGAUGUCUGCAAUGCGACUAGGGAUGGGAUUGAUAAGAUUAGGCAAUGGCAGGUGCAACUGGAGAUUGUUUUGUGCGCACUGGACAAUCAGAGGAGCCUUGGGGAAGGCCAAAUUCGACGCGCUAAAAAGGCCUUGAUUGAUUUGGCUAUUGGAAUGCUUGAUGAGAAAGAAUCAAAUUCGAUUCUGGGGCGUAGAAAUAAGUCAUUUGGACGCAACGUGAUGAGGGAGAAUAAAUCUGUAGGCCAUGCUAGAUCACUCUCGUGGAGUGUUUCGCCUUCUUGGUCUGCUGCUAGGCAGUUGCAAGCAAUUGGGAAUAACUUGGUUGCUCCUCGGGCCAAUGAGAUUUUAGCCACCAAUGGACUAAAUGUGGAUAAAGCAAGCCUGGUUAAUUUUACUCGUAGAAAUUGCAGCUCUGAAAUUACUGAUGUAUCAUUGAUUGAAUCGAGUCUGUUUUGCUUCUUUAAUAAAGGCAGCACACUAUACAAUGACAAACUAACUCUUCUUCACAAUACAGUACAAAGAUGCAAAUCAGUGGUCGACUCUAUAGGGAUGGUCGACUUCCUGGCAUGCCGUGCUGGUCGUCCUGAUUUGAGUGGCUUGAGACAUUUUAACGCUUUUAUUUUAUGUCUUUAA